Messenger RNA from Neocloeon triangulifer, 2803 nucleotides. It is a transcript of the gene Pms2, whose product is annotated as mismatch repair endonuclease PMS2. The transcript is spliced from 13 exons. Lineage: Eukaryota; Metazoa; Arthropoda; Insecta; Ephemeroptera; Baetidae. Gene Ontology annotation, biological process: mismatch repair. Gene Ontology annotation, cellular component: MutLalpha complex. The coding region runs from base 141 to 2648 and encodes 835 amino acids. Gene Ontology annotation, molecular function: ATP-dependent DNA damage sensor activity; ATP hydrolysis activity; ATP binding. The record is from RefSeq and is a predicted model, not a curated record.
GUCUGGGUUCUCUAGAGAGCAACAACUUUUUACUGUAGCAAACGAGCAAAACAAAACUCAUGUGGUGAGGAUACGCAGAGAGUAUCAAAACGAUUUUUGAAAUUAUUACGCCUAUUAUUUGCCUUUUGGGAUAAAAUAUCAUGGAAGAAAGUCAGCCAACUCCAACUAUAGAGAAAGCAAAGGCAAUUUCUGGACUUUCUUCAGAUGUGGCCCAUAAAAUUUGCUCUGAUCGGGUCAUUGGUAGCAUUGGAGUAGCUGUCAAAGAGUUAGUGGAGAACAGUCUCGACGCAGGAGCAACAAACAUUACAGUGAGAUUGAAGGGUCAUGGUUUGGAAAUGAUCGAAGUUUCUGACAACGGCAAAGGCGUCAAGGAAAUCGACUUUGAAUCUCUAGCCAAAAGCUUCCACACAUCGAAGCUGAGUGAAUUUUCUGACUUAGACGCCAUCGGGACAUUUGGUUUCCGAGGUGAGGCAUUGAGCUCCCUGUGCCGAGUUUGCGAUGGCCUUGAAGUGGUCACCAGACAUGAAACUGCAGACUCUGCCAUCAAAUUGAAGUAUGACGCUGCUGGUGACUUAGUGGAAAGGUGCCCUGUUGCCGGAGAGACCACCGGUACUAAAGUUACGCUUAAAAAUUUGUUCGGAACUUUGCCAGUCAGGAGAAAAAUUUUUCAAGAGAAAUCUCAAAUCGAGUUCGCUAAAGCCCUUAACCUGCUGCAAGCCUAUGGUAUUAUCUUAGAUGGAGUGAAGCUUCAAGUAUUUCAUCAAGUAGCCGAUGGCAAGGAGAGCAAAAACAUGGCCCAUUCUAAUGGCACCAGUGUAAAAAACAACAUGAUCCAAAUUCUAGGCCCUAAGUUAGUGCAGAAUCUUCUGGAAAUUCGUAGCAACGGAACUCACUCAAGCUUUGAAAUUGAGGGUUUUAUCAGUUCUUGUGCUCAUGAUAAAGGCCGAAGAGUUCCCGACAAGCAGUACUUUUACUUGAAUCGAAGACCUGUUGAUAUGCCACAGAUAUCAAAGUGCAUCAAUAAUAUCUACAAACAAUUCAACAAACAUCAGUUUCCUUUGGUAGUUCUUCAUGUCACUACCAAAGUCACAGAAUCUGUCGACGUUAAUUUGGCACCCGACAAGCGAAGCGUUAUAAUUAGAGAUCAAACGUCUCUGCUGUCUUUGGUUGAGGACACAUUGCUCAAACUUUAUGAGGACAUUCCAAGCGAGGUAGAUCUCAGUAGCUCUAUUUCAACAAAAUGCAAAGAAUCCAACAGCUUUUUUGAAAAAUUUUCCUUGCAAAAGAGAGCCAGUGAGGCAACUCCGCCAGCAACUAAAAAGCCCCGAUUUAAUGUUUAUGAAUCUCCUUCGUUGAAGCUUGAAAGUUUCUUUUUCCGAAUGCCUAAAAGGUCCAUCACAGAGUCUGCAGAGGCCAAGAUGCCACCUCCUCAGUCACCGUCCAGUUCUAAAGGUGCCAGCUUCAGCACAGAAAAACUACCUGCAGAAGACAUUUGCAUAGAGGAACCAAAAUUUUCCGGAUCAAUAGGUGCUGGAGGCCGCUCAGAACCUAUAGAGCACAAGACUGAUUGUGAUUUGGAGACUUCGGAAAGCCCUCUUGAAAUGCAGGUGAAAUCGCCAGAGACGAACAGUACUCCUAAUACAGGAAAUCCAUUAGCAAGAUUCAAAUUGUCGAGGAAAUCUUCAAACGGAGGUGCUUCAAACUCUAACGAAUCUAAAACUGACAUAAGCUCCGCUAAAGAUAUAACUUUGAAUUUUCUUCUUGAGUCUCUAAGUGGUUCUGGAGAAGCAGGAAGAAAGAAACCGAGUGCAGAAAUAAAAUUAGAGGAAGAAGGAUCAUCCUGUGACUUAAAACCUUUAGUAGCUAAAGAGGACCAAAGAGAAUGUAAAGACUUAGUUGGCAAAUCUACUGAUCUUGUUCCAUUGGGCCAUACAUUUACGGCCGGUCUGGAUCCCAAUAAGAGUAGGCUUGCUGAGGAAGAAUUCAACAGGGUUUUUCAAAAAGGAGAUUUCUUAAAGAUGAAAAUUAUUGGCCAGUUCAAUCUUGGGUUUAUUAUUGCAAGCCUAAACGACGACGUCUUUAUCAUCGAUCAGCACGCAUCAGAUGAAAAAUUCAAUUUUGAGCGGCUUUGCAAAAAUACAAAAAUGAAGAGCCAGCGCCUAGUGCUGCCCAUGAAGUUGAAUCUCAACGCCCCUCAAGAGUUAGUUUUCAACCACCACUCAAAUGUGUUUAGGGAAAAUGGGUACGAAUUCAAGAUCUGUGAUACAGCUCCUGCUGGUCAGAAGGUUCAGUUGACGGCUGUGCCAUCUUUACUGCACGCAACCUUUGGACAGGAUGAUGUUCUUGAUGUGAUUUAUCAGCUGCAAGAUUCUCCAUACAGCCAAAUAAAGAGCAAAAGGGUUCGAUCGAUUCUUGCAUCUAAAGCCUGCCGCUUUUCUGUAAUGUUCGGAAAGUCAAUGAGCCACUUUGGAAUGAGGCGAUUGGUUGAAAACAUGGCAACGAUGGAUCAACCCUGGAACUGCCCCCACGGGAGACCUACUAUGCGGCAUCUCUUCAAUCACACGUUGCUUGCAAGUCAGUUCAGCAAGAACAGUGAAGUCGUUAAACAAAAACCAAAUUUAGGAAAAAUCAAGUUGAUUAAACCUUAACAUUCCCUGUUAUUGUAUUAAUUUUUAGUACAUUUUAUAGUAGUUUUCUCAUCAGCACCAAUCCAUGUUUUAUUAUUGCAAGUUUUAACUGUGUUAUACAUACAUUUUAUUAUUUUGUAUUUGUAUCUUCAAAUAAAAAUUCGACUGCUUUAUGA